GGGCCUAUUGAGUAACGUGAUGACGUUGCAUGUGCGUGAGUGGUGGCGCCUGGCGCGAUGCUGGAAGAGAGUCCUCACAUCGUGCUGCUGGAGGCGUUUUACGGCGGCUCUCACAAACAGCUGAUUGACCUGUUGAAGAGCCAUGUCCCAGGCUGCACCGCCUUCACGCUGCCUGCCAAAAAAUGGCACUGGAAGGCGAGGACGGGGGCGCUGUACUUCAUGCAGACUGUCCCUGUCUGUCCAUCAUACAGGGUUCUGUUUACCAGCUCUGUGCUCAACCUGUGCGAGCUGGUGGCUCUGCGGCCAGACCUGGCCCUGCUCAAGAAGGUCCUCUACUUCCACGAGAACCAGCUGAUUUAUCCUGUACAGAAAGACCAGGAACGGGACUUCCAGUACGGCUAUAACCAGGUCCUCUCAUGCCUGGUGGCAGAUGUGGUUUUGUUCAACUCCCGUUUCAACAUGGACUCCUUCCUGUCCUCCAUCAAGACCUUUAUGAAGAAGAUUCCCGACCACCGGCCCAAAGACCUGGACCAGCUGAUCCGCCCAAAGUGCCAGGUCCUGCACUACCCCAUCCAGUUCCCCGAGGUCACCAGGCUUCUCCCCAAACACAAGCUCCUCCGCCGGGCUGCAGGACUGUCUCCUGGUGAGGACAUCAGUGCAUCGGGCACUCAGCACCAACUCUGCAUCACACGGUCUGAGGAUCUUCAUUCAGGUGGAGAUGAGGAUGUGGUUCCAGGUCAGACCUUCCUUGAAGCUGACCCGAGAAGCAGCGAGGAGCCUACAACGGGACCACGCGUUAAAGCUCUGCACAUCGUCUGGCCACACAGGUGGGAGCACGACAAAAACCCAGAACUCUUCUUCUCCACGUUGCUGACGCUGAAAGACCGAGGACUCGACUUUGAUCUGUCUGUGCUCGGACAGACCUACAGCGACACGCCAGACAUCUUUGCAGAGGCGCGGCGGCGGCUGGGCGGCCGCGUCCUUCACUGGGGCUUCCUGCCCACGAAGGACGAGUACUUCAGAGUCUUGUGUCAAGCUGACGUGGUCGUGUCCACCACCAGACACGAGUUCUUCGGAGUUGCCGUGUUAGAAGCUGUCCACUGCGGCUGCUUCCCGCUCUGUCCAAAGUCUCUGGUGUAUCCAGAACUGUUUCCCGACGAGUAUCUGUACGCAACACCUGAGCAACUACUCAAAAAGCUGCAGGGACUCUGCAGGAGGCCUCACCUGGCCCGCACGCACACCGUCCAGGUCAACACUGCUGCCUUCUCCUGGGCCGCGCUGAAGGACCGCUUCCAGAGCCUGCUGGCACACAGCGUCCCUGAGCACGCCACGGCAGCCGCCUCUACAGCGGGCACGCUGACUUCACUCCAUUAGCGGCGGAGCAGGAUGGAUUUAGAGGUUGAUGGAAAGUCUGCCAGGGGAGUUUUCUGGGGCGGUGGUCAUGCCUGACACCACGCCACGACCCGCAGAAACGCUGC
This is a messenger RNA of Thalassophryne amazonica, 1478 nucleotides long. RefSeq names its product glycosyltransferase-like domain containing 1 (gene qtman). The transcript is spliced from 11 exons. Gene Ontology annotation, molecular function: glycosyltransferase activity. NCBI's taxonomy places the organism in Eukaryota, Metazoa, Chordata, Actinopteri, Batrachoidiformes, Batrachoididae. Bases 58 to 1374 code for a protein of 438 amino acids. The record is from RefSeq and is a predicted model, not a curated record.